GUUGAACCCGCCAUCCCCUUCCACUGUCUUUCUAUGUGUGACCGGAUCCUGAUUGAAAUCAGCUGUCGCUCCAGCGCUUCGCAUUUCCGCUUCUCAUUAUAGUCUAGUACCGUAGUAGGAAGCAAGAAAGACACAACAAAGUCAUUCUAAAGGCGACCAACAACCAACCUAAGCCAGUGGUAUCUGUUCACAAUCACAGCAUAAUACCCCACUAAACCGAAGAGAGCCUCCCACAGACGUUUAUCAUGGAUAACCACAAGAAGACGACACCGAAGCAAGCUGACCUUAGCACCGACACUGAUGGUCCUACAUUCCUGAUGAAGAUUGUGGAUCAACGGGCUCGGAUGUUUCGGUAUGAUCUUUCCUCUGCAGCUGGAGCAGAAGCCAACCAUGAUGGGGAAACCCAAGAAGGCACAGGACAGGCUGCCGGAGGUCAUCAAGCUCCACCACCACCAGCUUUGUCAUCCCACCAGAGGACCAUCCGGGGAGAACCAACAGCUCCAGGAGCUUUCAGUGUGGCUCCUGGCCAACAGGCUGUGCGCCGUCCCCUGUGGAGCACCACUAGUAGCUCUGGGUCCGUGACAACGGAUCAUGAUGACGAUGAAGAAUCACUGUACUUCUCCACUGCCUCCCAUCGGACCAAUGAGUCUACCGGUAUUAGUAAUGAUACUGCUGCUGUGACACCCCUCCCAGCAACCUUGGUGACCGACACUUCCACCACUCAUCAUCCAAAACCGAAAACAAAACCACCAAUAGUGCGAUCGUCUAUUCCUCCCAGUCCCGAAGUCAAGGUAGAAGUGCUACCAAAUAGACGCCCUGACAAGAUUCUCCUCUUUCUCCUCUGUGUCAUUUUGGUGGCAGCUGUUCCCAUCAUAUUAUGGAAGCUCAUUGAUUCUCUGACUGAUACCACCAACCACACGAGCUCCUCUUUCAGUGUAUCCAACAAAAUGUCAAGGCUGGAGCGCAUCAAAGAGCGCGGAGCUCUGCGAUGCGCCUAUAGGCCCAAUACGUGGGGACACUUCUUCACUGACCCAAACACGGGAGAAAUGACGGGAUUUGAUACAGCCCUGUGCGAAGCCGUGGCAGCAGCCAUUCUUGGACCAGACUAUCGUAUUGAGUAUGUGGAAUCCAAUACUGCUAGUCGUUUCCAUCAGCUUACCAAUGACGAGUUUGAUAUUUACACUUUUGUCACUGCUCACACCAUGAGUCGAGAAAUCUAUGAAGUUGACACUCAGUUGGGCUUUGAGUUUACGGUUCCCUACAUGUACAAUCAAGUUCAAUUAGGCGGUGACACAUUUUUUAUAGAAAACUGUGUAGACCAAGGUUUUCGGCAUCUUGGGGACUGUGCCGGUCUCAAAGUGUGUGUCCCCGGCAAAGAAGGCAGUUUUGGUUAUUCUCUGGUGAGCGAGGUGUUGCCUGGACGAGCCUUAGUCUUGCCCAAUGACAAUACUACCUCGGGCGAUGUUGUCACUGAUUUGUACCAUGGAUUGCUGAAAGGUACUUGCAAUGUCAUCAUCUUUGACUCAUUUGUGGUUGCAGAACCACCUGUCAGACAAGCAGGGUAUCUUGGUUCCUACAAGGUUGCAGAAGCAGUACUGGCAUACAUACCCUACUCCAUAGUGACUGCCAGAGGUGAUCCUGUCUUCUCUGACCUGGUGAAUGCUGUGGUGCUGGCCCUGCAGACUGCAGAAGCCAGCAACAUUACCCAACAAAGAGCUCAUGAGUUGAUGCCCCAAGUCAGUUGGUUCGGAGAUGAGCACAAAGACAUCCUUCGAAAUGCUAUUGCAGCAGGAGGCAACUUUGGGGAGAUUUACAGCAGGCACUUGAAGGGCUACAUUUCAAGAGGGUCCAUGAAUGACAUUAAUGAUGGAUCCAGUGGACUGCUGUAUCCUCUCCCAUUCAAACUAGUGGAAAAUCAGCAGGUUAGCAGGUCUUUGGGACCAGCUCUUACUGCGAUUUUGAAUCGUGGAUAUUUGAGGUGUGGUGUCCAGUUGGAUAGACCAGGGUUUGCUAUGCAAGACAGCUACAAGAGCAACAACACAAACAGCCCAUUCACUGGCAUGGACAUUGAUUAUUGCAAGGCCAUUUCAGCUAGCCUUUUUGAGGGUGCUGCAGAAUCCAUCAAUUUUAUGGCUCUUGACAGCUUCUCACAAGGAUUUAAGCUGUUGGCCCAAGGCCAAGUUGAUGUCAUCACAGGAGCUGCCUGGACCCUAGAAAAUGACUUCCAGGAACCCACUACUGGCCUUGGCUUCAGCUUCUCACAGCCCUAUUUCUACCAGGACGACGGAGAAAAUGUUGCUUUGGCAACUAUGCAGGAUGAUCCAGAGUGGGCAGCUUUGGUUUAUUGGAUUGUUGAAGCCACAUUCUAUGCAGAACAGAAGUCCAUCUUUAGCUCCAACUCAAGCUUGAUGCCUGAAGUAAAUCUCUUUGGAUCGGACAUGAAACGUAUCCUUAGAGAUGCCAUUCUUAUGGUUGGAUCGUACUCUGAGAUGUAUGAGAGAAACCUUGAGUCAACUGUUGGUUCCAGAUCAAAGCAAAACAUGCUGAACAAAGAAGGUGGUCCUCAGUUUUAUGUGCCAAGAGGUUUGCUGUGAAGACCCAAGAACGCUAACAUCACCCAUGAAAUGGCUACCUUACACAGUGCUCAGAAGAAUGCGGCGUUCCUUCUGAAUAGCUUCCGACCAGCCCACAAGUUGCAAGCCUGCAAGCAAGUUCCUUUCCAGAUUAGUACCAAUAGUUUGAAUUCAAUAGCUGUCCGGGGUAUCCAGUGUUCGUGGCGCAAUAGAAAUAGGUUUUAGCUUCU
Messenger RNA from Seminavis robusta, 2803 nucleotides. The record is from the annotation of a GenBank genome assembly. NCBI's taxonomy places the organism in Eukaryota, Bacillariophyta, Bacillariophyceae, Naviculales, Naviculaceae.